Ornithorhynchus anatinus (platypus) is the source of this 885-nucleotide messenger RNA. It is a transcript of the gene NAT14, whose product is annotated as N-acetyltransferase 14 (putative). Gene Ontology annotation, molecular function: N-acetyltransferase activity. The transcript is spliced from 3 exons. Bases 61 to 657 code for a protein of 198 amino acids. The record is from RefSeq and is a predicted model, not a curated record. NCBI's taxonomy places the organism in Eukaryota, Metazoa, Chordata, Mammalia, Monotremata, Ornithorhynchidae.
GACGAGUCUGCGCGUCGGGAGAGGUGCACUCCCCCGGGUGCGGGGGUUGGGGGAGGUAAGAUGGACCCCAACCACCUGUCGGUGCGGGAGAUGCGGGAGGAUGAGAAGCCCAUCGUGCUGGAACUCCUCAAGGAUGGCGUGAAGGACGCAGAGAACCGUCUGGCCCUGCACGCGCUGACCAGGCCCCCGGCCCUGCUGGUCCUCGCCGCCCUGAGUAGCGGCCUUCGCUUCCUCCUGGCCUCCUUCCCCCUGGCCCUCCUCCUGCCUGUGCUGCUGGCCGUGGGGGGCCUCAAGCUACUGCUGCGGAGACGCUGGGGGGCCCUGCCCCCCCUUGGGGACAUGGGGGGGCCCUGGGUGGCGGUGCAGGGCGGGGAGGAUGUGUGCGGAGUGGUGGCCAUGGCGCCCCGGGGCCCCGCGGGGGUGGAACUGACCCGGCUGGCGGUCUCCCGCUGGCACCGGCGCCGCGGCGUCGGCCUGCGCCUGCUGGGGUUCGCGGAGGGCCGGGCCCGGGCCCGGGGCGGCCGGCGGCUCGUGGUGCCCGUGGCCGUAGGGGCCGAGGGAGCCGCCGGACUGCUGGAGGGGAGCGGCUACCGGGCCGAGCGGGGCCGGGGCUGGCUGGGCUACACGUUCGUGCGGGAGUUCAGUAAGGACUUGUAGGGUCGGGGCAGAGGGUCGGCUCCGGAGGGAAUCCCCCCGAGAGGGCGGGGUGAUGGCGAGGGGCGGUGACGAUCGUGGUGUUUUGUUCAGCGCUCGUUAUUAUUACGCUUCAAGCCCCGGGGUAGAUUCAGUACGAUCGGACAAUAACGAUAGUAGCAAACAUGGGGUUUGUUAAGUGCUUACUAUGUGCCGGGCGCUGUACUAAGCGCCGGGGUGGAUGAGAGCGAG